AUGUUUGCUGGACAAAUUCAAACGCCCUCCCGAGAUUUGCCACACAUUCUUCACAACUACGAAGACCUCAUUGAGGAAGGGUUAGUCCGUUGUUCUAAGGUCAAAGUGCAGCUGCAGUUCCAGGCUGAAGCAAGGCCCAAAUUUUGUAAGGCAAUACCUAUCCCGUUUGCUCUUCGUGCAGCCGUCGAAAAGGAUCUCGAGAGACAAGUCAAUAAUGGAGUCUUGACACCAGUCGAAGUUUCUCACUGGGCUACACCGAUGGCGGCAGUACCAGAACCGAACGGACCAGUUCGUGACUGCGGCGACUGCAACGUCACUUUGGAACUCGAUGAACAAGCCAAGGAAGUACUGGUUGUAAAUACCCAUACGGGGGAAACGGGGUCUGUUCCGUUUCAACAGGAUGCCUUUUGGGACUUCCUCAGCUCCUGCGAUCUUCCAGAGGAACAGGUUACUGCUGGUUUAAAUGGAGUAGCCUGUUAUCUUGAUGAUAUCAUUGUCACCGGAAACACGGAUGCUGAACAUCUCGCUCAUCUGGACGCAGUACUGCAAAGGCUUCGAGAGUAUGGAUUCCGGCUCAAGCAACAAAAGUGCGGAUUUCUUAAACCCGAAGUGGAAUACCUCGGUCAAGUGAUAUCGGCAGAGGGUUUCAAGCCAUCACCCAAGAAAGUGCAGCUACGGAAAGAUGUAGCGUGGGAAGGGUCAACGCCAUGCAUCCAUGCCUUUGAAAAGAUCAAACGUCGGAUAGACUCUAAAGGAAUACCGGUCACGGCAGCAAACAGAAUGCAGCGUUGGGCUCUGACUCUUCUUGGUCACGCCUUCGAUAUUCUGUACAAGCCAACAGCUCAAUUUGAGAAUGCAGACGGUCUUUCCAGACUCCCAGUUGCACCAGAUUCUGACUUCGACGCGGCUAUGUCGGACGUCCCCUUCGUCGGGGGAAUUGGGCCUUUGCAGGUCUCCUCUGUCCUGUCAAUGGCUAUAGAGAAAGUUCCUGUGAAGGCGUCAGAAAUCGCCAAGGCCACUGCAACAGACCGUGUUCUUUCCCGAGUGUACCGCUGUACGUCGUGGAAGGCCGGCCUUGUCACGAAAGAGAUCCAGAGUUACAAGCAUUUCACGCAAGGAAAUCGGAGCAAACAAAAGAGAAAGGAUGCAUCGUAUGGGGUAUGCGAGUUGUCAUACCUUCCCAGCAGCGCGACGUUGUCCUGA
This is a messenger RNA of Ornithodoros turicata, 1203 nucleotides long. RefSeq lists its product as uncharacterized. Lineage: Eukaryota; Metazoa; Arthropoda; Arachnida; Ixodida; Argasidae. The record is from RefSeq and is a predicted model, not a curated record. Bases 1 to 1203 code for a protein of 400 amino acids. The transcript is spliced from 4 exons.